GCAGAGCACUGACGCACUCCGCGCACGGAGGACAGAGCGGCCCGGUCGCCGGCGUGGUUUCUCAGUCCUGCUGCAGCAGGCGGGAGGCAGCCUGUCCAGGCGCCCGCUAGCUUCGGCGGCGACCCAGACGGGAAAAGAGGAAGGAAUGUCGCGUGCAAGCAGGCAGCUGGUGUGGAAGAAUGACACUGAGCCAUUCAGUGAAGGAGCGGACCAUCUCUGAGAACAGCCUGAUCAUCCUACUGCAGGGCCUCCAGGGCCGGGUAACCACUGUGGACCUGCGGGAUGAGAGCGUGGCCCACGGACGCAUAGACAAUGUCGAUGCUUUCAUGAACAUCCGCCUGGCCAAAGUCACCUACACGGACCGUUGGGGGCAUCAGGUCAAGCUGGAUGACCUCUUUGUGACAGGCCGCAAUGUCCGCUACGACCACAUCCCAGAUGACGUGAACAUCACCUCGACCAUUGAGCAGCAGCUGCAGAUUAUCCAUCGGGUGCGGAAUUUUGGUGGCAAGGGCCAAGGCCGGUGGGAAAUUCCUUCCAAAAACUGUAAGUGA
Messenger RNA from Piliocolobus tephrosceles (Ugandan red Colobus), 551 nucleotides. RefSeq names its product U7 snRNA-associated Sm-like protein LSm10. NCBI's taxonomy places the organism in Eukaryota, Metazoa, Chordata, Mammalia, Primates, Cercopithecidae. The record is from RefSeq and is a predicted model, not a curated record. Gene Ontology annotation, biological process: mRNA 3'-end processing by stem-loop binding and cleavage. The transcript has a single exon. Bases 180 to 551 code for a protein of 123 amino acids. Gene Ontology annotation, cellular component: cytoplasmic U snRNP body; nuclear body. Gene Ontology annotation, molecular function: histone pre-mRNA DCP binding; U7 snRNA binding.